Messenger RNA from Pipistrellus nathusii (Nathusius's pipistrelle), 768 nucleotides. Lineage: Eukaryota; Metazoa; Chordata; Mammalia; Chiroptera; Vespertilionidae. The record is from the annotation of a GenBank genome assembly.
AUGUUCAGCACUAGAGACGAUGAUGCAAGCACAGAUGAUGUGGAGGCCGAGUUUCCCAGGUGUUCGCUGCCAGAAUUAUAUGCACAGGCUGAGAAUGCUAAUAAGGAGAGCAAAAAAUCAAAUCGCCUAAAAACUCUUGGUCUUUCGCCAACUGAAGCACGGAGAAUACUUACUCAAAUCCUGACUAUCACUGGCAGAACGGAUUUGGGAGAAGAUUCCCAACCUGCUCUCAAGGACGAGGAGGUUAGAAGAAAGGAAGAGAAGCCACCAUCGCUGACUGACCUCCUUCACCGCAGCUUACUGACCGGCUCGCCUUCUCAUAUAAGCAGGCUGGGGGAAUCCAAGCAGAGACUUGCUCAGUAUGGGAUCCCUCCUCCCAUGCACACUUUUCCCUCUGAGGUUAUCCUCACUGACACCAACCUUUCAGGCACCGCACAAAAGAGGCUUGCGAGUACCGGGAAAGUACCCAAAAUAAGCAUUUCCAAAGUGAAGACAGACAGGUUUUUAUUUGAAGAUAGAAUUACUGAAUACUCAAUCAUAGAACCAGAAAAACAAUUCUUGGACCUGAGGGAUCUGGAGUGGAAAUAUUACAAGGGGAUCACAAAGUGGAAGCACAAAACUUCAGAUGCAUUUACAAAAAUACAGUAUAACAGUGAGAAGAGGUUUGUAGAGAACAAGGAGACACCUACUAUUGUUUUCCCCUCACUAGUUCGUAGGUCUUUGGUCAUUUAUCCUAAAGUUAAUUUCCCACCAAAUUUAACCUUGUAA